This is a messenger RNA of Syngnathus typhle (broad-nosed pipefish), 3160 nucleotides long. RefSeq names its product ST6 beta-galactosamide alpha-2,6-sialyltranferase 1 (gene st6gal1). Bases 292 to 1767 code for a protein of 491 amino acids. Gene Ontology annotation, molecular function: sialyltransferase activity. The record is from RefSeq and is a predicted model, not a curated record. Lineage: Eukaryota; Metazoa; Chordata; Actinopteri; Syngnathiformes; Syngnathidae. The transcript is spliced from 9 exons.
GUGCUCGCUCCCCUGCGGGCCGAAGAAGAGCUGUGCUUUCUCCAAAUGCGACUUGGAGUCGGUACUCAUUGGCAUUCUUCGUCGGGACCACCAUGGCGGUGCAAGCGACGGUCUACUUCGUGAAAUAAUAUCGUCUUUUCCGGUGGAGGCAACUGCGUAAUAGGAACGGGAAAUCUGGCAGGUGCGGGGCGAUGCUGAAGGACCGAGGAGGACCAUUACUUCAAACAGGAAGUAUGAGAGGAGAGCUAAAAGGAACGGAGCGUUUCUAAGCAACAACAGCGACAACCUACCAUGGGCUACAAGAUCCCUGGGGCAGCGAUGGACCGUGUGAGCCUCCUGUGGCGUCUGCGCCGUCGUGCCCGCCGCGGCGUCCUUUGCAUGGCCUUCUUCGGCAUCGCCAUGACGCUGCUGUACGCUCUGUGCGCCGAGAACAGCGUGAUCGUCACCGACGCCAUCUUCGGCGUACGGGCGCGGACUCGGGCCCAGCCUCGCACAAACUCCGUCGUCAAGGUGCUCCGAGGUGGCUCCAAACUGGCAUACGUGGACCCCCAGAAGCUCCCGGGUGUGGUCCCCGGCGACCCCCGCCGCCCCAUCCCCGUGCUGUCCUCACCCAACCAGACCCACGAGCACCAGCCCACCAAGCCAAAACCCAGGGAGGGUCAAGGUUUCUUCACCAGCAUCCUCCCGCGGCCCUUCAUGCGAGCGCUGGACACCAUCUUCGGGGUCCGCCGGCGGGGACAGCUAAGCGGCAAGGCCAGCGACGCGGAGUUCUUCGGGCCCAACAGCCUUCUGGGAAAGGUCUGGAACGAGCACAUGUCCAGUGGCAUGCUGGGGAGCCGGCUGAAGAAGGUGGUCCACAACUACCAGUCGAUGAACAAAUACGGCGUGCAGCUCCCCGACGCGGCGGACUUGGCCCGGAGGCCCGUGCUGAGCGGGCAGGAGCUCUUGUGUCAGCUGAAGAAGAAGGUAGCACUGUCCACGCUGACAGCCUCUCUGCCACCUUUCUCUUCGCUACCGUGGGCCUCGCAGCUGCCGCCCAAGUCGCUCGCCGCUGAAUUGGGGCCCUUCAAAAGCUGCGCCGUUGUCUCGUCCGCCGGCUCGCUCCGAGACGCCGGCCUCGGCAAAGAGAUAGACUCCCACGAUGCCGUGCUGCGCUUCAACGGCGCCCCCACCGAGCGCUACGAGAAGGAUGUCGGUUCCAAAACCACCAUCCGCCUCAUCAACUCGCAAGUGAUGGCGUCCGACGACCACCACUUCCUGUCCAGCUCGCUGUACAGCUCAGGUGUAUUGGUGGCCUGGGAUCCCGCUCCUUACUCCGCUAACCUCACACAGUGGUUAGGCCACACCGACUACCCUAUCUUCACCCAGUACCAGCGCUACAGGCGGCUGCACCCCCAGCAGCCUUUCUACAUCUUGCACCCACGCUUCCUCUGGCAGGUGUGGCAACAAAUCCAAGACAACAUGCCGGAACCCAUCCAGAAGAAUCCGCCCUCCUCUGGCAUGAUGGGUACAGUACUGAUGAUGUCCAUAUGCGAGGUGGUGCACGUCUACGAGUUCCUCCCGUCGCGACGCAAGACGGAGCUGUGCCACUACUACCAGCGCUUCUACGACGCCGCCUGCACGCUGGGCGCCUACCACCCGCUGCUCUACGAGAAGAACCUAGUCAAACGUAUGAAUCAGGGAUCCGACCGUGACAUCUACACCCACGGCCGCGUCACGCUGCCCGGAUUCAGCAGCCUCUCUUGCAACACAACACGUCCAGGUUAAACCAGGAAAGAAAAUAGCGAGUUGUAACACACACUGGAAUUCAAUCUUAUAUUUUAAAUGUGCCUGCUGAAAAUAUUAUGUAAUAUACAUCAUAUCCUUAAUAGGAUCGAGAAAUUCCGGGAGUGGGAAAUUGGCACGACCGAUUCUCGGCUUCAGGGUAUUACGGCGGUUUCAAUAAGUUGCUCUUUGAAAACCGCUAAAACUUUGCAUUAGCGGUACAACAGUCAGUGAGGGUAACGCUGAGGCCGAAUAAUGUUUUGAAUUUCGAGUGUCACUAAUCAAUGGUAUCAUUGAUGUAUUACUAGAACGCGUUUACAAUUGUUGAAAUAAAUACGACAGACUCCCUUCAGCUAGUUAAAUAGCAUAGCUAACAUCUGUUUGUUUUCGCCCUGCUGUUACUUUAUAAAGCUUACAUGAGCAAAGGGGUAGCUACUCGUUUUAUGAGGAAUAUGUUUUUUUAAACAGUUGUACUAUAUUUUGAUUGUAGUCCUAGCUUAUUUUCUUUUUAAGUUCAACUACUGAGGCAGAUAACGAGCUAAUUUGCACAGCUAGCUAGCAUAGCAAACAGUGUUUUCAAUCUGGUGUUGUUUCACAAAGCCGUUACCGGAGAAAUGUUAUCCCGUAGCUGUGCUACAUUUUGAUUUUAAUUCUGGAAAUGAUCAUUUUCUCUUUACGUUGUCAAACGUGCCAAUGGAAAAAAUGUUACAAAAGCAAAGCUGGUUAGCACGUCCGCUUCACAAUUCAGAGUUUGCAUGUUCUCCCCGUGCCUGCGUGGGUUUCCUCCGGGUGUUCUUGUUUCCUCCAAAAUUCCAAAAAACAUGUGUGCUUGGCCGAUUGACUCCCAAGUUUUUUUUUUAAUGUACUAUGUGUUUCUAGACUCCGUUGAAUUAUUGAUGUCAGUGCAUUUCUGAAGGCAACAUUUGAUCUCUCUCUAUGCAGCCACUCGUCACACAUCGCAUGCUUCAUUUCUCUUCGCUUUGUUUUACCUCGGCGUUGCACGUCCCGCUCAAAUUUUGCCUUCCUAUUCCUUCUCUUCAGAGGGGUCACUGUUGCUGAUGUCAGUGGGGGAUAAGAAUAUUUAUAUUAACCCUCCUUAAAUGUUACUAUAAUCCCCAAAUGUAUUAAACCCAACCAAUAUACAAUAAACCUUUUGGGGAUCAUUGAAAACUAGUUUUCAUAAAUUGAGUACAAGACUUUUGGGAAAAGUGGUAUUCAUGGUGUCUUGUUCUUAGCUUUCAUUUUCCUAUAAGAAACCCUACGGACAAAAAAUAAUCAUUCUUGAUGUUGGGUGUUUUCAGGGGGUUGCAUGUUCUCUUCUGUUCUGUCCGUCACUGUAAGAAACAUCACAAAUCAAUGUCACUGCCUGAAUAAUAAAGUAGACUGUGAUUCAGGA